AGGUGGCCAUACUUUUAAUGCAAUAAGUCUACUUUGUGUUUCAGUCAGAUUAGCUUCGUUUAAUUAAUAGCUGUCCAAACUAUUAAUCAUUAGUUCGUUUUCUUAUCCAACAUGAUCUAACAAACCUAUAACUAGAGCUAACCAGCUAAGAAAAUGAUGGCACACUUAAAUUCAACGCUGUGGAAGCUAAAACCUUUGGCACGGAAGACCACUUCUGCAGGGUCACUGCUAGUUGCAAAUCAGCGCAAAUACAGCAGUAAAGAUGAUGCAGGCUCCGAAUACUUGCAUAGAAGUGUUGUUCCAACUAUGCACUACCAAAAGAGUCUGCCGCGAUUACCAGUACCAAAACUGGAGGAUACAAUACGGAGGUAUCUCGCAGCUCAAAGACCACUGUUAAAUGAUGAACACUACAGUAAUACAGAAAAAGUGGCACAUGAUUUCCAGAAUGGAAUUGGCAAGCAGUUGCAUGAGGAGCUUGUGGCACAGGACAAGAGGAAUAAGCACACCAGUUAUAUUUCAGCACCAUGGUUGGACAUGUACCUAUGUGCCCGUGAAUCUGUGGUCUUGAACUUUAAUCCCUUCAUGUCCUUCAAUCCUGACCCCAAACCGGAGUACAAUGACCAACUCAUUCGGGCCACUAACAUGGUGUGCUCUGCGGUGCGGUUUAUGAAGACCCUGCGUGAUGGUCUCCUUGAACCAGAGGUGUUCCACUUAAACCCUGCUAAGAGCAACACUGAUUCCUUCAAAAGGUUCAUCCGAUGGGUGCCCUCUUCUAUCUCAUGGUUUGGAGCCUACAUGGUGAAUGCAUAUCCUUUGGACAUGUCUCAGUACUUCCGUCUAUUCAAUUCUACACGCAUCCCUAAACUAAAACGUGAUGAGCUCUUCACGGACCAGAAAGGCAAUCACCUACUCGUCAUGAAAAAAGGCAUUAUGUAUGUAUUUGAUGUGGUGGACAGGGAUGGUAAUCUGGUGAAGCCAGCUGAGAUCCUUUCACACCUCAAAUACAUUCUAGCAGAUUCUGCUCUGGCUCCUGCAUUUCCCGUGGGGGUCCUGACAAGUGAGAACAGAGAUGUUUGGGCAGGGCUGAGGGAGAAGCUUAUAGAAGCAGGGAACAGAGAGGCUCUAGGGCUAGUGGACAAUGCUCUCUUUUGUCUUUGUCUUGAUGAGGAGGAGAUGCGUGACCACAUACACAUCUCCCACAAUAUGCUUCAUGGGGAUGGAUGCAGUCGCUGGUACGAUAAGUCGUUCAGUAUGAUCCUAACCAAGGAUGGGCAAGCAGGCAUUAAUCUUGAGCACUCUUGGGGUGACGGUGUAGCUGUCCUAUGUUUCCAGAAUGAAGUCUAUAAAGACAGCACAGCGAAGCCGCUAGUUGGGCCAGGAACCCGGCCCGCUACUAUAGACUCUGCUUCUGCAGUCCAGAGGCUGGAAUUCAAGUUGAAUCCUGAACUGGAGUGUGGAAUAGCAAAGGCCAAAGACAACUUCCACGCUGCUGUCUCCAAGCUCACCAUCAACGCUAUGGAGUUCAGAAGAGGAGGGAAAGAGAAGCUAAAGAAGCAGCAGCUCAGCCCUGAUGCCAUUACCCAGCUGGCCUUCCAGAUGGGUUUCCUACGUCAGUAUGGGAAGACCGUGGCUACGUACGAAUCCUGUAGUACUGCAGCCUUCAGGCAUGGUCGUACUGAGACCAUCCGUCCCGCCAGCAUUUACACACAGCGCUGCGCACAGGCCUUCGUUCAGCAGCCUGGCCAGCACAGCGUGGAGCAGCUCCAGGGCCUGCUGGACGCCUGUUCCAAAUACCACAGCCAGCUCACCAAAGAAGCAGCCAUGGGUGAGUGUUGUCUUUCCAUUUCUUCUAUCAUUACAGCUCACUAUAUUUGUAGAAUGCUGGAGAAAACAUGUCACUGUAAAUCAUUUUUAGGACAAGGAUUUGACAGACAUCUCUUUGCCCUGCGCUACCUGGCGAACACUAAAGUUGUAGUGCCAAGUCUGUAUCAGGACCCAGCAUAUGCAGCUAUAAACCACAACAUCCUGUCCACUAGCACCCUCACUAGCCCUUCCAUCAGACUCACUGGCUUUGCACCUGUAGUGUCGGAUGGUUUUGGAGUUGCAUAUGGUGUCCAUGACAACUGGAUUGGGUGCAAUGUAUCUAGUUACCCAAAUAGGAAUGUCCAUGAAUUCAUUCAGUGUGUCCAAAAGUCCCUGGAGGACAUAUUUACAGUUAUUGAUGGAAAGCCAAUUAAUUCUAGUUCAGUUUAAUUCAGGGAAAAGAAUGGUCACUGCACACUGAAGUGGAUUUAAGGUUUCACUAUAAGGUUUCACCUAAUUUUAAGGUGACUAGAUAAGAACAUGUCUAGCACUACUAGUAUAAAUCCUGUUUAUUACUUAGAAAGGUUAUCAUGACAGACCGUUACUGUGAACUAGAGCUUAUCAAUUACGUGUUGUGUACUUCUCUCAUCCUUGGGAAAUAAUCUGCAAUUAAAUAAGUGAUGAGAGGGUUUUUAGGGGGGGUGCUCAAUAACAGCAUAGUAAAUUGUUUUCAUGUAAAAUUAACUUAUCUAUUAUUGUUUCUAUUAUUAAUACCCAAGGGCAUGUUUCAUUGAGAGCCUCUGAAGAUGCUGUGACUGACUAACUGUUAAAUUGUUGGAAUUAAUUUGUGUGUAACAUAUCUAACAAUUGAUGGGGAAAAUAGUACAUCAAAGCCUGACAGGGUGUUUGUAAAGGUUAACUUCUCUAUUAAUGCACAUGUGUGUAAUAUGACUUGUAGGGCACUUUGACAAUGAUCUGAGUAAUUAAAUGCAUUACUAGAGGUUUUCUGCAGCAAAUAAUUUUAGUUGUUAAAUUGCAUCUAAACCUAUGCUGUCCAUUUUUCAACCAUUUUAAAAUUUUAUUUUAAAUCACCUGUUCUGAAAUUGAGUCAAUUAUUUAUUAAAAAAAGUAAAACAGCAGAUAAACCAGAAACAAAUGUACAAAUGCCAAAACGUGAGCCAACAACCUAAAACAAUGAUCAGAGUAGCAGCUGAUGAGCUUAGAUAGGCUUGAUCUUGAAAUGGAGGCCAAUAAGACUGAA
Messenger RNA from Electrophorus electricus (electric eel), 3064 nucleotides. Lineage: Eukaryota; Metazoa; Chordata; Actinopteri; Gymnotiformes; Gymnotidae. The record is from RefSeq and is a predicted model, not a curated record.